AUGGUCACCUCUUUUAUAAACGCUUUGAAAGCCAAAAAGUGCGUUCACGUGAAGAAAUUAGAGCUUGUGUAUUGCUCAGCCACAGAGAUUCUCGGAAUUUUGCCGUGGCUUGAUGUUCAAGUUCUCGAGCAGAUUCAGUUGUCGGAUACUGAAAUAAGCAAUCAACUUGAGAGGUUUGCUCAUCUGGAGCAAUGGAAAAAUGCAAAAAUAUUCAAACUAUCCGAGUCUCUGUUUUCCUGCAAACGAAUUGAAUAUCUGUUUCACUUCGAACAGUUUUCCAUCAAAGUUUCCGAUUUUCCAAUAGAAAUUGCAAUUAAAAUUCGAGAUGAUCUCUUGACAAGAAGUAAAUUCCAGAAAUGCAAGAUCACAUUUAAAGGAUCAAAGUCAGAUCCGGUUGAGCUUGCAAAAAUGUUUCAGUAUGCUGGUUAUAAAGAGUUUUCCAUAGAAUUUCGAAAUUAUUCAAAUGUUCCCCAGGAAUGGGGGCUUUUUAUCGAGAGAUUGAAAAAUUGUGAAGCUUGA
Caenorhabditis elegans is the source of this 519-nucleotide messenger RNA. It is a transcript of the gene fbxa-22, whose product is annotated as DUF38 domain-containing protein. The record is from RefSeq and is marked reviewed. Lineage: Eukaryota; Metazoa; Nematoda; Chromadorea; Rhabditida; Rhabditidae. The transcript has 2 exons. Bases 1 to 519 code for a protein of 172 amino acids.